AUGCGAGUGCAAUCACAACUGCCUCAGGCAUCUGAUCUCUACAUCGUUCAUUUGAAACAGCAAACACCGAACGAAAUGAUACUUGAGCCUCCAUUCGAAAAUGCAUGGCUUGACACGAAUAUUUCAACAAUUAAACGUCGCUCGUAUCGGAAGAAGAGAUUCUUCAUUCCAAUCUGCUUAGUGACGAUUAUAUUCUUCGCCGUGACAGUCAUUCCCGUCUCUGUAUGGCGUUCAAGAUUUGCCAGCACUACCACCAUUACUAACUCUAGCAUAUCAGGUAUGCUUUUUUUAUGUGUUUUUUUAGCUCAAAGCUACCGAUGGUUUAUGCCAUAA
Molecule: messenger RNA, 333 nt
Organism: Rotaria sp. Silwood2
Lineage: Eukaryota; Metazoa; Rotifera; Eurotatoria; Philodinida; Philodinidae
Source: the annotation of a GenBank genome assembly